This is a messenger RNA of Peromyscus eremicus (cactus mouse), 624 nucleotides long. It is a transcript of the gene Rps24, whose product is annotated as ribosomal protein S24. The transcript is spliced from 7 exons. Gene Ontology annotation, molecular function: structural constituent of ribosome. Gene Ontology annotation, cellular component: ribosome. NCBI's taxonomy places the organism in Eukaryota, Metazoa, Chordata, Mammalia, Rodentia, Cricetidae. The record is from RefSeq and is a predicted model, not a curated record. Gene Ontology annotation, biological process: translation. Bases 104 to 502 code for a protein of 132 amino acids.
CGCCCCCGCGCCGGGCCUCGGGUCCUUCCGUGCGCGUUGAUAUGAUUGGCCGGUAGAGCGCGAUCCUCUUUUCCUCCUGUGCAGCUCGGGCACCGUAGCCAUCAUGAAUGACACAGUAACGAUCCGGACCAGGAAGUUCAUGACUAACCGUCUGCUUCAGAGGAAACAGAUGGUUAUUGAUGUUCUUCACCCUGGAAAGGCAACAGUACCAAAGACUGAAAUUCGGGAGAAGCUAGCCAAAAUGUACAAAACCACACCAGAUGUCAUCUUUGUGUUCGGAUUCAGGACCCACUUUGGUGGCGGCAAAACCACUGGCUUCGGCAUGAUCUAUGAUUCUCUAGAUUAUGCUAAGAAGAAUGAGCCCAAACACAGACUUGCAAGACAUGGCCUCUAUGAGAAGAAGAAGACCUCCCGGAAACAGCGGAAGGAGCGCAAGAACAGAAUGAAGAAGGUCAGGGGCACAGCAAAGGCCAACGUUGGUGCUGGCAAAAAGCAGAAAUGAAAUAUCUAGCAGUGAGUGGAGAUUGGAUACAGCCAAAGGAGUAGAUCUGCGGUGAUUUGAUCUGCGGUGGUGUACAGACAAUUUCGGGGAGAACAAAUAAACUAAAAGCUUAUGUGUCUGGA